AUGGUCAUGCUGGAAAAUCUCUUGUCGCCGCAAACACAGCGUCAUUCUGAUAUUGAUGAUCAGUGUCAAGCAUAUUACCAAGCCGCUGGAGGGGAAAAGAUGAGACGAGUAUACAGUCUUGAAUCUCAAGCAAAAAGCUACCACAGCCCGAAUCUCCAUACCUCUUCUGGAUCUGAUGCUACCUCGCCAGCAACACUUUUGAAUGUUAAAUCAACACUGAUAGGAAAUCUGCUUUUGAAUGUUCCAUCAACACCGAUAGGGAAUGUGGAGGAGUUAGUGAUGCAAUUGAUUCCCAUAUUGAUGGAUCACAUGCUUCCUAUAUUUGUUGAGGGGGUACGCAGAGCACUUUCUUCACCGCCAAAUACUCAUACCGACCACCCAUCAGUUGUGGCACCUGCUGCUCCUCCUACUGCUAACAUUGACAAGGUUCAUGCAUCGGUUUCUGAUGACAAUGGUAACUCUACAGCCUCGCAUUAG
This is a messenger RNA of Solanum verrucosum, 477 nucleotides long. RefSeq lists its product as uncharacterized. The transcript is spliced from 2 exons. Bases 1 to 477 code for a protein of 158 amino acids. The record is from RefSeq and is a predicted model, not a curated record. Lineage: Eukaryota; Viridiplantae; Streptophyta; Magnoliopsida; Solanales; Solanaceae.